AGUGCUUUGGAGGGCCACGAACGUCACCAUUCUUACGGCUGCUCGGAUGUCUUCUGCCUGCCAGCUGGGCUCUCCGGUUCAAAGUAACGCCGCAAAUUGGCGCUUUGGAGGAAGGCUUUGUGGCAACCCUCAGCCAGUGAAGUACAUGGACAGCGGCCACCCGGAGACGCCGAGUCAAACGGCCAGGCCUGAAGGCCAGCGAGCGGCGUCUGGAAGCGCAGCAGCCGAUUAGAAGCGGUAGGAAAAGAGAAGAAGAAGCCCCAAAACUCCAGGCCGGGUCAUAUGAACUUUCCAGAAGAAUGUUAGCAAGAACAACAUAAAUGAGACAGUCAAGAAGGAAUAAUAAAAGAUCAACCUAAAUAAAAGGAAGAAAUAUCAACUCUUUAAGAAGGAUGACAAACGGCAAAUUCUGAAGACUAACGCGGUAGCCACCGUAGGGUAAAGUUGACAGAAGAGGAGAAAGUUAGAGUAAUUUGAGGAAGAUCAGAAAGCUGAGGAGCAGAGGGGGUAUGAAACGCACAGGAAAGACAAAAAUUUGUGCCAAGUGGGGGUCAGUAAUAUGGGAAACGCAGUCUGCCAUAUAGUGGGACACACCUCUUGACAAGCAGCUAAGUAUGUCCACUUGCAGGUUUUACACGAGAACUGGAGAGAGAGAACAGAAGCAAACAUAAGGUGUGCUAAGCUGAAACGCUGCAACAGAGAAUUAGAAAGCUCCCUAGGUGGUCUGAGGAGUCACAGGUAGCCGCUUGAGGGUAGAAACUGAGGCGUCUCUUACAUAAGCAGCUCUUGCAUGUGCACAGGAGGAGGCGUGUUUGAGUUUGAUGAUGGGGGAAGCUAUCUUGGAAGUUGGGAGGGCGGCAAGGCACAUGGAUUUGGCGUGUGCAGGGGCCCAGGGGGUCAGGUCGAAUUUGCUGGCGAGUGGUCACUUGGAUUCGAGACACUGGGGGUUUAUACCGUUAAAAGCAAAAGUGGUCAGACGACAUACUUAGGUUACUGGGCACAAGGAAGGCGACAUGGUCUUGGGGGUGAGAAAAGAGAAGUAUUGAGUCUACCUCCAAGAUGGAGUUACCUUGGGGAGUGGAAUCAGGGUUGGCGCGGUCCACUUGGGGUGAGGGAGACAAUCUCUGGAGCCAAAUACGAGGGCACCUGGAGCCAGACAGGCCAGCAGCAUGGCUGUGGGUGUGAAACCUACAAUGAUGGAGGUACUUAUAGAGGCCAGUGGGAGAAUGGAAAGCGCCAUGGCUAUGGAGUUCGCCAGAGUGCCCCAUACUGCAAAGCAGCACUGCUGUGUUCUCCACGACGCUCCUCCAUGAAUUCACUGAGGAGUGGAGCAGGUGGCGGCCCAGUAUCUGAACCAUUGGACCAUACAUCCCAGACUGUCAAAGUGACGGAGAACAACAUACCUCCAUGCCUUGCAGGAGUACAAUUUAGACUUGACUCUAAGUUGCACACAUUCAGGUGGAUGAAUAACAUUCACAAUGUACCUGGAAAUGCUGACUCUUUACCAACAUGUGGCUUGAGAGCUGGCUUUGUGCUCACACAGCAGCUUGCCAACAUUCCCACAGUUGUCUCUGCACAGGACCAACGUAGAUACUUCUCAGCCAAAGGGAGAUCUUUAUCUGCUGCAGCAGCAAUGUCAAGAAUGAAUAACGUUUCUCACUCAAUGACCAAAUACAACUUCUUGCUUCGUAGAUCUUCGUUACUUAGUGGGCUACGGCUGAGACGUUGUGAAUCCAGAGGCUCACUUUCAAGCAAGCGUACCUCAGUUCGCAGUCAAGAUGUUGGACCAAGUACUGGGAGUUCCCUGGCCACAGGUCUCUCAGAGGCUGAAUCAGAAACACUGUCAGGAAAUUAUCAACACGGAGCCCCCUAUUUUGUUACAGACGGUUCUUUGACAGAGGUUUAUGCUGGGGAGUGGAAAUUGGAUAAACGCACUGGGUAUGGACAGAGUAAACGUUCUGAUGGUCUGAGUUAUGAGGGUGAGUGGCUGGGAAAUCGUCGACAUGGAUAUGGUCGAACUGUAUUUCCUGAUGGUAGCCAUGAAGAGGGAAAGUACAGAACAAAUGAACUUGUGGACUGCAGAAAAUUUCAUAGUCUGAUCCCACUUCUGAGGAACAAGUUGCGUGAAAAAGUGGAGCGAGCUGUAACAGAAGGCAGAAGAGCUGCUUUGAUUGCCAGACAGAAAGAGGAGCUCGCUAUGAUCAGAGCAGCCCAUGCUCGAGUGAAAGCUGAUGAAGCUCUUGCUGCUGUGGAGAAGGCCUUGGAAGCAUCUCAUCUUGCAAGAACGGUAGCCAGUCAGCUAGCACCUCUGCUGAAUGACUCAGAUUGGGAAGAAAAUUCAUACUGUACCACAGUGUUACCAGCAACUGAUCCUCAGUCCAUAGCUACUCCUGAGUCUUCCCAGCUGGGUUCUCCUGCAAGAAACCCAUGUGAAAAUGGAGACACUACACAUUGUACGACAGACUUCUCUGUUGAUGGCAGUGCUUCUCAGCCUCACAGUCAGACAUGGAAUGACAGUGGGACAGCAUGGAAUGAUCAGUGGGAUCAGACACAAGAAGAAAACUCUGUAUUGCGUGAGAGGAUGUGUGACAAUGGAAGGAGGCACCAAGACAGCAGUUAUCUUGAAGCCCCUUUCCUCCUAGAAAGUGAAAAAGAGAUAUGGGAAGAAAAAGAUUAUCCUUUUGAAAAGGAGAUGCAGUCGACGGAGUCAUUUCGAGAAUGUGGGUGGUACAAGGUCUCAGGGGAAACUACAGUGACACACCGGCAGUGUAUAAGUGUAAAGGACAGAACACUGGGCACAGUUACCCAAGACAGAGGUGAAUGGGAGGAUACAGACACUUCUUCCUAUUUCUUUGACUGUCCUGAGGAGGUCAUGUUGCCUAUGGCAACACAACAGUCUUCACAUUCUAUAGGAACAACUGCUGUGACUGCUUUAGGCGCUGAGCAGGAGCUACAGGCUACAGACUCAGAAAGAACAAUUCUCUCCAUUUUGGUGAGCCCAAUGGUCGUGGUAGCCAUCUUUCUCUUCGAUAUUGGACUGGCAUAUUUGUUCUCUACUCUGUUUACCUAAUGAAGAGCAACUUGAGCAACUUUAAGGGAGGCUGCCUGGUUUUUGCAUGAUUUUAGAUGAUUACUUCUGUCUGCUGUUGUCCACGUACAUACACAAACACACAAAUAUUCACGCACUAUUUGAUAUGAGUGUGUGUAUACAAUAUCACAGAGGUGGCCCCUAGGUGUACUAGUACCCAACACAGAUGUAAGCAGCAGUCAGUAGGUUUACUUUGUUUAAUUUUUUAUUUUUUUGCAGAUUAUGAGGGAAAUGAAAAAAAAAAAUGACUGGCCCCUUGUGGACCUCCACAGACUCUCACCCUCCCUCAUUUUCUACUCUGGCUGUUUUUCCUACCUGCCACUGGGGCUUUGUUUUGCUGACAUCCCAUUUUGUAGGUUGACCUUUUUAUAUGGAUGUCACACUGGAAAGAUCAGUUCUGAUAUCUUGCAAUGGCAAUUUAAUGUGAACCCAGUCUUCAGCUGUACCCAUAAUUUAAAAAAAUGUAUAAAAACAGAGCAAGCUUUUGUUCUGAUGACCCUGUUAAGUAUUAGAGGACUCAGCCUUGGGAGUCUUCUGUUCUCUGGUCUCUGUGUAUCAUGCACUGUAACUCUGUGACCCAAUGGAGUGUGUCUCCCUUUUGUAGCCUCAGAGUGUUUGUGCAUUUCAGAUUAAGAACCCAGAACUGUGUCUCGGGCUAUCUCUGCUGCCCUGUAAAAAAGAGAGCCAAGGCUUAUCAUCCAAAUGAAGAUAUAGCUAGCUCCACGUAAACUUCCUUCUGGAGUUCCUAUUAUGCAUAAUGGAGCAUUCUUUGUGCAUUGUGCCAUGUAUCAGGAGAGUGCACCUUUUUCUGCCUUCCUGAAACAUAUGAGGAAGGGAUGGUGUCCCCCCAAAAACUGUCCAUGUCUCACUGGAGAUUUGGGGAUUUUCAUUGAUCUGUAUUAAAUAAUAUCUGGGACAGUCUUUGAGGUUUCCCUCUAUACGAGACUGAGAUCCCCUAUCUGAGUCUGUGACUCUGUGACAAUAUUCUAGAUAUCCUGAGAAUGUGAAUUUUAAGACAUGAUGGACUUUUAAAGAAAAUGAAUGGAUUAGAUAAAGUGAUAGGUGUAGGAAGGUACACACUUUAUUCACCCAAAAGAGAAAUUUGUUUGCACCAGGGAUCUACAGGCAUACAACAUUAUUUCACAGUACAGUAACAUAAUUCAAGAAUAAAAGAUGCUGAAGAUAUGGUAAGAAACAGAGGGGCUUCAGAGAGGAGCCAGCUGCAUUUCAUGGGACAAGUACCAGUAGGAUUUCCUGUGAAUUGUUUAUAACGUUUACAAAUGAAGGGCUUACUAUAUUUCUAGAACAGGUUUUAUUUCCCUUAAUUUAUUAUAUUAUUGAUUUAUUUAUUUUUAAUUUGUGUUUCUCAUUUUUUAUUUGUAAUACAAAAAAUAGAUUGCCACAGCUCUUUUUUGCUCUCCUAACUGUUAUUAGGCAUUCAGAUUCUGUGUUAGAUAAGGAACUGUUUAAGCAUCAUUUCAUUUGCCAUUUUCUCAUGAUAGAUAAACUGGUCAAGGUGUACAUUGUGGACAUUUGCUUCUUCAGGUACAACAUGCAGUAGGCACACUUGCCUCAUCGCCAACCCCUGAUUAAAGCAUACUGGAAGGGAAAAUGUCAUCUCAGGCUGCUGAAGAACAAUAGCAUUUUUAGUAAUGACAACUCUGGUCUAAAUAUGAGUCUUUUCCACAUGCUGAAAAGUGAGUCAUUGGCCUCUUGAUUGCUGUUGUACAGACUCAAUUGACACUUCAGCAGAGUUGAACUGCAAGUCAUCUGCUUUUCCAGAUGUACAUUGCUCUUCUAAAGUCCAUAUUUAACUUAAAACUUUCUCAACAAUACUUUAAAAAAAGACAAAUCUUAAUAUAUCAGCUGACAUAUUUAAUUACCCUCUGGCCAGGCCAGCUCCCUCAGCUGGGUCUGCAAUCCUUCAAGAAUAUUUUAAUAGGCUCAGGGGCCAUUUUAAACCUGGCAUCAUAAAAACGAGGGCUGUUUUAGACUCAGGAGCUGUUUUCAAAGUAGAUAUUUGAGGUUAGGAUUAUUUUUGACCCUUGGAUUAUGAAGCAAGAGCUCAAAAGCUGUUUUAGACUCAGGGGACUAUAGACCAGAAUGUUAAGUCUUAAUACUCACUCCAAUCUGGAAACCCUUCAUUCCAACCUCUCUCAUCAUCAUUUUAGAUUUAUUGUUCUUCCAGAAGCUUCGUUGUGUUGCAUGAUGAUGGUAUUCUAGUCUUAAUUUUGGAAAAUUUGAAUCAUAAAUGGUAUCAUUUUUAACAAAAAGAAAAGUUUAAAGCUGCAUUUAAAUAUUUUCUGAAUGCUUUCUAAGAAACAAACAAACUGAUGUCUAUGAUCUUUGUGUGCCUGCAUGCAGGGUGCAGCAGGAAGCAUGAUGGAACCCAGCUCCACAAGACACCCUCCCCGACCCUUCCCCAUGUACAGCUCAGACAAUUAUUGCAAACUGAAUCCACAGUUUACUGACAUUGUACCAAUAUGGCACUUUGCGAAGCACCAAAAAUCAUAUGCUAUAAACACAGUGGUCUAAAUCACUAAUUUUGUUGUCAUUUUACAAACUUUUUUUUUUUUAUUCAAAUUUUUUUCAUGAUGGAAACACUAGAAGCAUACUGUGCGACAUUGGUGUAUACAGAACUGGUAAAAGAAUAUUGUGUAAAACUAAGAUUUUUUGAGAUAACUAAACACAUUCAGCCAUGGCACAUAAAGAAUCUAUGCAUUAAAAAUAUGUUUAAUAGCAACUAAAAGUAUGAAUAAACAUCUCUGCCUCUCUGUAUUUUCCACAUAUUGCAAACAUUGAACUCCUAAAAUAGUUUAUAAAGUAUAAUAGAGUAUGGACCCUCCAUACAUCCAUAUAUCUGUCCAUUUUCUAAACUGAUUAUCCAGCUCAGGGUCACAGGAAGAUGGUGCCUGAAGUCAGAUUAUGUAAAAAAAAAAAUGGUAGGCUCUUAACGUCCACAGUCUGCUUGUGCUCUGCCUUGAUUGUAAGCAUUUUUGUAACAGUUUCUACAUGUCAGGUGUUUUUCCACAGAUAACAUGAGCUCGGUUUUCUUGUUAGCAGCUACUUGCGUAAGUCAGUUUCUUUAUAGAAAAAUAUAGUAGAUCCAUUAGUAUGUAAAAUUCAGUCUGAAUUCCUCUGCUAUUACCAGCACCAAAUGGAAUGCAUUCUUAAUUCUAAUUUCCCUUUUGUUUCAGAAAAUACAUGAUCAGCUGUUUCACAUUACCUGACUUCUUCAAUAUUAUAACAUUCAUUUUUUUCAUAGAAAAAACAAAUUAAUCAUGGUAAUGUGUAAUUUAGGAAUAGCAAAAUUAUAUUAACUACAUAAUUCUUAAGUGAUAGGAAGAUAGCAAGAUGCUGAAAGUGACUCAUCUGUAUAAGUUGAUGGCACAGUCAUCAGUGUGAUAUGUCACAGAUAAUGCCCAACAAAGGGUCAUCAGCUGUUUUGUUCUAGUAGGGUCCUAGGGCAACCCUGUUCUCCCUUUAUACUCUUAUACUCUUCAUUAUGUACACCUGAACAAAAUGAUUCAAAUCCCAAACUCUUACCACAUUCUCAGGGUUAUAUGCCCUUUUUUAACCACAGGAAAUUAGAUAAGGCAGGAGAGAAAGUUGUAGAUCCAUUUAUGCAUUAUAGAUAAUAUGUCCUAUGAAUGUUGGUAAAAUAAUACAAUGUGAUAAUAGGCUACCAGGUGGCUCUCUGUCUUAUUAUGUUGAUUGGCCUCUGUUCUGAUAUGGUCUGUCAUGUCCUUAGAUGGAAUGUCAGAAACAGGCAGCGUGGCUUGUCUGAUUAUGGCCACUAAGAGAGAUGAGAUGGUUUAGCCCUCUCAGUGAAUGGAAAGUGGCACAGAAAGUGAGAGACACUAGGCUUCUGCAUUACCCUUAAUUUAAAGAAAUCCUGUAUCUUCUUGACACACGUCCUGAAUUAGUAGGUGUGUAAUUCCCAAUGACUCAGCCUAGUCAGGCUCAGGCCCCAUUCCAACUGAGGCCUGUCUAUGCCCUUUCAUGUCAGACACCUGUAUUCCCCCAGGCUAGCUGGCUAGUUUUUUACAAUCAGAUUGAUGCAAAGCCUUCAAAACCCAAGUCUGACAUUUAACAAAGGUUCUUAUCUGAACUAGCAGGGUCAUACAUGUGCCACAGCAACAACUGGCUUAUCAACUUCCCGUGCAUUUUAAAUUUGGAUAUUGUUAGACAUUCAUUUCACAUUUUAAAAUUAAAAUAAAAAGUAUAGCUCAUACAUGUUUGAUCAAGGCAAUCUACAAAAAUAUUUAUUAUACUAGAUAUCACCAUUUUUUCUCUCCAUUACACGACUCAGCUAUUAUUAAAAUUGUGAGUUGUUUCAUAGUGUUUUACAAAAAAGUUUGUAUGAUACACAAACGCACAAUUCUUUUGACUUAUCAAUGCUCAUUACUGCCUGCUACAGACUAGUAGAUCAGAAUAUAUAUUUGUGUAUUUUAAAACAGUCAAUGCUUACUGUGUAAUGCACUGUGCGAUGUUAAGAGUACAUUUUUAGAGUUAUAAUCUAUAUAUGAGACUGUUAUAUCAUGACUUGAAAAAUGUCAGCUUCAAGUUCUGACAGAUUUGUAUGUCAUGCCAAAGGUAUCCCCAUACCAUGACUGAUGUCCAUCUGUGUGUGUGGAGGACAGCGAACGGGUAGAAAAGAGGCCCCCAUCUGCUCAUAUUAAACUACUUCAUGACAGCAUUGUCUUUAUUGAUGUGGGAAAGCACAGUCCUACAUUAAAGUGGUGGCUGCAUGCUUUAAUUUAACCCAGUGUAACAAUUGGCAGCUAUUUUGGCCAAAUUCAAAUUUAUGAUCACACAGAGUACAGCGAAAUUUUCACAUGCAUAUUUGACCAACAUGCAACACUUUGCCACUGUUGUGAUAAAACCUAUUGCCUAACAAAUUGUUUGCCUUCUCCUGCUUGCAAAACAAUUCAGUUACAUGGAUUUUAGCUUCAUCCAAAAUACCUACCGAGACCUGUACUGUUUUUGAAAUCAUAGGACGGAAUCAAUUCUGAGUUUGCUAAAAGGAAUGUUAUUGGGGUGAGCAGACACCAAUGGGAAUCACUAAAUCAUACUCAGAUUUUUCAUACUAAUGUCUGGUCAUCCCAAAUGACAUUCCAUUUUAUAAAUAAAUAAUCUGUCUAAAUAAAUAAUUUUACACAGAAGUCGUCUAACUCAAAGUAAAGAGGCAACAGUGAAAGCAAAAAAUUUAUCAGUAAGAUAAAUCUGUGCUUACAUUUUACUAGAAGAACAACACACAAAGUGAAAAUCACACAAAUCGAGACAUUCUUGUUCAAAAACAUGUAAUUAAUUUAUGUUUUUUUUUUUAAUCAUCAGAUUGACUGGAAUUGAAUGAAAACUUUCAGCCAUUGUGGGUGUGCAGAAUGAUUUAUGAACAUUUCUUAUCUUUAUCUGUUUGACAAGGAUUUGAAGACAGUGAAUGCAUUAGCAGUUGGGAGUAUGUAUACCUUAUUAAACAUUGGAUAACAAUGCAUUUAAUAGAACCGAAUAGACACCUCUACACAAUAAUCACCUUUUUUCACCCCCUCAUACUUACAUAGUUUGUAAUGUUUGAGAAAUGUACAGGAUUAAAUCUCUUGUAGAUUUGUACAUAAAUAAUGUCUUUGCAUCCUGCAAACAAUUAUACUCCAAAUUUAGCUUCCCAUAAACACAAUUUUUCCACUAUUUCCAAAUUAGAAACUUUGCCAAACAAAAUCUGCCCAAUUUUCCUCACCUCCCACCUACUUCUAUUUUGGAAGAAAUAUUUAUCAGUCUUGAGGACUCAGACAGCAUUUCUAUAAUAUAUAAGAACAUUUUAAAGUCCCUUCCUUUCAAAGAUCCCAGAGUACAGUGGGAAAAGAUCUCUUAUUUAACAUUUCAGAAAAGGAGUGAAAGGCAGCCAUGCACAGAAUUCACUCAAGCUCCAUAUGCACAAAGCAUGCAAUUAUUCAAAUUAAAAUCUUUUAUUGAGCACAUCUAUCUCAUUUAAAAUUGUCCAAAAUGUUUCCAGGGCAAGAUCCAACCUGAGAACGUUGCAAUCAAGUUCCAGCCUCACUGGGUCAUGUUUUGGACGUGUACCAAAUUAACAUCAUUGUGGACCAAAAUCUUUAAAUGCCUUUCAGACAGCCUUGGCGUCACAAUCCCUCCUAAUCCACUAACAGCUCUGUUUAGUGUACUCCCAGAUGGAAUUAAAGUGGAGAAGGACAAACAAACUGUAAUUGCCUUUACUUCACUAUUGAAGUAGACUUAUCUUGCUCUGGAAGAAUGCCACCCUACCUGUUAUAAGUCAGUGGGUAACUGAUGAUCUAUACUAUUUAAAAGUGGAAAAAAAAUCAAAUUCUCACUUAGAGAAAAAGAAAACUUUUUUAAAACCUGGCAGGAUCUAAUCAAUAACAUUUUAGAUUAAGCAUUUAAAUUGAGGAGAAGGAUUCUCUUCCCUCUUUUCUGCUCUUAAAGUUUUACUCUGGCUGUUGGCCUUCCUCUCUUUCUCUUGGGUGGGGGUUGAAUUGAAUUUAGUUUUGUUAAGUUUCACUUGAUUGUUUGGAAUGUUACUUGUUUUUAAUAAAUUCAAUAAAAUGGAAAAAUAUAGAACUGAAUGAAGGAGGAAGUGAAAAAGCAUAACACACACAGUGAGUAACAAACUCACUGUCUCCUCCUAACAUGGUCUUUUAUAAUCAAAACCAGAAUGAAUCCUAUUGAUAAGACGAUGUGUCCAAAGCACCUCAAAGACAUUAUGCUUCACUGAUCUUGAUAAGAAAAUACUCUUUGAUUUUCAUUAGAAAAUAAAUAAGAAGCUGGAUGAAUUUGCAAAUGAUACCAAACUAGGUGGAAUGGCAGAUAAUCAGCUGAAUCAUUAGAGAUGGACCAGAGCAGAAUUCAGCACUGGACAUGUUUGGGCCAGACGGGAUAAAAUAUACUGGAUGUAUUACUCGUAGAAAAAUGUUAGGUUUGAAUUUACAAUGGGGGCUUUGAUUUGAAGAUACACCUUAAGAGUAGGACCUAAGAGUUGUAGUGAACUCAUCACUUUUUACACCCAUAUGUUGUAAUGAUGUGAUUAAGAAGGUUAAAAUAAUGUUGGGUUAUAUAGUGCGUACUAAUGUGUAGAAUACAAGUUAACAGAGGGGGUACUUAAGCUACAUUAGGCACUAGUGAGGCCUUACAUGGAGUGCUGUGUGUUGUUUAGGUCUAGAUAUUACAAAACAGACAAAGCAACACUAGAGAAAGUUCCAGAAAGAUCAACCAGGCUGAUUCCAGGACCUAGAAGUGUGAGCUUUGAGGAGAGAUUGAAGGAGCUGAAUGUUGUGAGACAGUGUCUCUGGGAUUAUUGUGAGUAAGAGAUUUGACCAGCAGAUAAUAUAUGAGAAAAGAAUCUGAGUUAAAAGGCAGGUCAGAUCAAAAAUGGAAAGAUUGAAAGGUAUUCAGGCAGGCAAAACUAUUGGACAAAAACAGGAGACUGACUCGACAGAAGGAGUUCAGAAUCAUAAUGCAACUCAAGGACUUACCUUACUUGAAAAAGAAACUGCACCAACUUUCUUCACUGUCAUAAAUACAACAAUCACAGUCACGUGGCAUGUCUCACAUGCCACAUAAACAAAAGAACGGUCUGAACUGAAAUGAAAAUUACAUUGUGUCAAAACAGACUAAAAUGAUUAGAAACCUCUAAAUAAUAAUAAUAAUUAAAAGAACCUCUAAAAAACAAAACCCACAGGUAACAAUAUUUUAUUACUACAUUGAUGUUUUUUAUUGUAAGCAAACAGAGAUAAAGAAAUGACAUGAUUGAACUGUUUAAAAUUAUGAAAGGAAUUAGUACAGUGAAUCGAGACUUUAGAGUGAGCCCUUCAACUGUAACAUGCAGACAUAGCUGGAUAUUUUCUACAGGUUAAUUUCAGACCAAAGUUAUUAGGAAGUGUUAGACAUAAGAGCAGUUAGAGAAUCUACUACAUCUCUUAGCAAACAUAUGAAAUACAGCACGGCUGAAUUGCCUUGGCCUGUGCUCUGUGUUUCUGCCUAAAAGUCUGCUCCCCUUUUCAUUCAGUGAGCUCACUUUGUUCGUUUCAUUGAGUUCUGUUUUGAGCUUCACAAACCCAUAUUGCUAUUAACCUUAUUCAGUUUAAAUACAACAUGUAUGUUAUUCUUGAUAUUCCGAAUUAUCCAAGGAGUCAUUUUCAAUUAAUUUGCCAAGUACACUGAGUAAAUAGCCUUAGCUAUUGGCUAAUCACUCCAGCUUGAUGCACGGAUGGUGUCCUGUCAUUUCUUAUCUUCUUAAUUCUGACGCAGUGGAUUUCAGACAGCCAUUUAAGUUUGAACACACUGGUGUAAAGCCGUGUGCCAUUCGUAGUUAUGCUCACUGUCUCAAAAAGAAAAUGGCUGACCAGUAGAUAUCUAGUUGGGCUCCAAAGAUCAGCAUUAACAUUUAAAUGUCCAUUAUUUAAAGAUAAAAAAAUAUCUGGUAAAAUAAAACUAAAAAACAAGGAAGAAUACACCUGUGACUCGAUAUUUGCUUAAAAAGCUUUUAAACAAAUUUCAGCCCCAAGUAUUUUUGGUUAAUCUUCUCCCAGUUUUUCUAAUCUAGACUCUGUGGUCAUUGUACAUUUGUCUUUCAUAAAGUGGUCCACUUUCGUGUCACUUGACUGGACACAUUCUAAGUCAGGCUGAGGUCCUGUUUUUCAGUGGAUAGGCCACCCUAGAGCACUGAUUUCUUUCUUUCUGAGCCUCUCCAUUACGGCUUUGGCUUAUGUUUUCAUUCAUGGCUCUGCAAAAUAUGAAUCUUCUCAAGAGUUCUUGGCAAGAGUUUCAUUGGGAUUUCUCUCUAAUUUCUUUCAUCUGUUUUGUAUCCAAUUAGUUCUUCACAUCCAGUAACUUCUUCUGCCAUGCUUCACAGUAGAGAUAGCAGAUGUGAGAUGCCACGCUCAUACUAAAUGUAUAAUUCAUGUCCAAUACAGCAUGCUUCUGAAAAAUUGAUUUUGUGUGAGGUUUUUUCAACAGUGCCGGUCAUUUUUCUACAUUUUUGUGAUGAUGAGAUUCCACGGUGCCUCUAAUCUCAGCUUGGAAAGACGGUCAUUUCUUUAGAGUUAAACAGAACAAAUAUGCUUAAUAGACAGUCCAGGGCCAUCUUAACGCAUGGGCACACUGGGCAGUUGCCCCAUGCCAAUCUGUGUAUGUUAUGACUUGCUGAGUGAUUGUGUAGGUAGGGGUCCCAGUGCACUGCUUUGCCCAGGGGCCUAUAAUGCUGUGAAGACGGCCCUGAGGCAGGCAGCUCCAAGGAAAUCUAACCAGAAGCAAGGUCUAAUUCAGCAGAAGCAGGCAAUAAUCUUCUCAAAUACAAAUAAAUAAUACAUCUUACUGAAAUUAUAGCCAUCAACACUAGUCAACUGAUCUUCUCAAAGGUUCAUGUAGUUCUUUUAAAUUCUAAGAUGUCCUUCUUAUGUCUUGAGUAUUGUAUCUGAAGCCAUUCGUUUUUCACACAUUUCUCUACUGAGGCAAAAUGUAAUUGGAGUGACUUGAUUUAUCAGUUAUAUAUGGUACAUAACAUACAUGAGAAUAUCACCUGUUGUCUUUACAGUUGUCUGCACCUUUUCUUUGGCUCAGUCCCGAGGAUGAUAUUUAUUUUAUUUAACACAAUAGUGGUGUUUGUUCUGUCUCUUUCACACUGAGGUGUCAUUACUUAAUACCUUCCUCCUUUUUGGUCGGUAUUAUGUCUAUAUUUGAUAAUGCGUUUCUGCUUUAAUAACUGAAACGUUGCGGCUUUGCAUACAUAUGCUGUGAGCUUAGACAUAUGCCUGCCUAAUUCCUGUAUGUGUGCGGUUAUCAUACAGUGCAGUGUUUGCAGUUUUAAUGUGACGUCUUGAUCAGUAGACACGUCCCAGCCUGAGAUCCGUACAAAGAAUAUUAGAACAAUCUAGACAAGAACAGGAAAUUCGGUCCUACAAAGCUCGCCAGUCCUAUCUUCUUAUUUCUUCCAAAAAAACAUCACUUCAAGUUUUGUAAGUCUCUAAAAUCUUACUGUCAACCACAGUACUUGGUGGCUUAUUCCAAGUGUCUAUGGUUCUCUAUGUAAAGAAAAUCUUCCUAAUGUUUGUGUGAAAUUUACCCUUAACAAGUUUCCAACUGUGUCCACAUGUUUUUGAUGAACUCAUUUUAAAGUAACAGUCUCGAUCUACUAUACUAUUUCCCUUCAUAAUUUUAAACACUUCAGUCAUGUUACCUCUUAAUCUUCUUUUGCUUAAACUAUAAAGGCUCAGCUCUUUUAAUCUUUCCUCAUAAUUCAUCCCCUGUAGCCCUGGAAUCAGCCUAGUUGCUCUUCUCUGGACCUUUUCUAGCGCUGCUAUGGCCCUUUUGUAGCCUGGAGACCAAAACUGCACACAGUACUCCAGAUGAGGCCUUACCAGUGUGUUGUAAAGUUUGAGCAGAACCUCCUUGGACUAGAGUGGUGGAGAAAGUCUGGAGACGCGCUUGUGUUGGGCAGGCCCUCGCUGGGCCAUGGACUCCACUGCUUGAUCCCAGUGUAUCAUUGUGACAUUUGGGUGAGGUGAUAACACAGGGUCUGAAUGAAGUCGACUCAGAAGAUUAUGUUUACGUGUUUUGUUUUGCAGUCUGUGGAGAUGUUUCAAGUGUUUAAGGGUGUUCUGAUUUACCAUUUUGGUGCCAAUUGGUGUUUUGUGUUUAGAACAGCUUUUUCCUAGAUACAAGACCUCCUGCUUAGUCAUUGUCAUAUAGAUUAUAUACUGUAUUUGGUAAUGCUCUUUGUAGUUAUUGCUGAUUGCUGAGUUUAAAAUUUACAAGAAAACUGACAUAUAAACACCCAAAUCAGCAGAGCCCUGACUUCUUAGUAGGUUUUGUUGUGAUAUUAGUUGAGCUUUAUGUUUUAUUGCAUUUUCAGAAUAUUACUUGGAAACUGCUUAUAGUUUAUUUACCCAAUAUUUAACAUCCUAUAUGGUAUUUAUUUGUUGUAGACACAAUAUUAUCUGUCUGUCUCUGCAGCUUAGAAUUCCUUGACAGCCGCUAUGAGCCCUGGGAUUUGAAUGUACUGAACCAUUCCUUAGAUGCUUCAUGAUGUUGGUAGCUUCAAUA
This is a messenger RNA of Erpetoichthys calabaricus (reedfish), 14158 nucleotides long. Its product is annotated as junctophilin-4-like. The transcript is spliced from 7 exons. The coding region runs from base 791 to 3070 and encodes 759 amino acids. The record is from RefSeq and is a predicted model, not a curated record. Gene Ontology annotation, biological process: regulation of synaptic plasticity. Lineage: Eukaryota; Metazoa; Chordata; Cladistia; Polypteriformes; Polypteridae. Gene Ontology annotation, cellular component: plasma membrane; endoplasmic reticulum membrane; junctional membrane complex.